AUGAUUCUCUCAUUGUAAAAUUUUACAUUAGACAAUUGUACAUUGGCUAAUAAACUUAGAACAAAAUUUAGACAACUUUAAACCAUUUAAGAAUCUGCCAGUUCCUUUGAAACAGGAACGGAUAAAAUUUGUAAGUCAUGAAAAAAAUAAAUUGUGAAACGAGGGUAAUAAAGAUUAAAAUGAAUCUCCUAGAUCGCAAACAUGUUCAGUACCUCAGAAAAAGAGGAAUAGAUAUUUUUCAAGUUAAGAAACAAAUAAUUGAGAAAAAAGGUUUAAAACUGUUUUGCUUUCUAUAAGCUAUAUCUUACUUAGAAUUAGAAAGAAAAAAACUAAAGAAUAAUUUCUUUCAUCAAGAAAAAUAUAUCAAAGCCAAAAAAAAUAAUUCAUAACUAAAUUAUUUUAAAUAUGGUUCAUCCAUUAUAUUGAUCCGUUAAAUAAAUUUAUAACUUUAAGAUGUCAUCUUGUUUUUAUGUCUUUAAGCUUAAUUGUAGUGA
This is a messenger RNA of Paramecium octaurelia, 494 nucleotides long. Lineage: Eukaryota; Ciliophora; Oligohymenophorea; Peniculida; Parameciidae. The record is from the annotation of a GenBank genome assembly.